Molecule: messenger RNA, 2124 nt
Organism: Zootermopsis nevadensis
Lineage: Eukaryota; Metazoa; Arthropoda; Insecta; Blattodea; Termopsidae
Source: RefSeq, a predicted model, not a curated record
GUGAUGGUGGCGGUGGCCCAGUUGUUAAGUCUGCCAGCGCUCACAGUGUAAAGUCACGGCGCAGUCUGGGGGCAAGCUCGCGGUCACGAUCUGCAGACGAGGAUGACGAUGUGUCAGCACCAGGGGUGACCCCAGAUGGCAGUACUUGGGAACCAUCUGAAACAGUAGAGGAGGAGACAGUGAUAGAAAAUGAGGAAGAGAUGCAAGAGGAACAGGAAGAGGUUGAACAGGAGGAAGAGGAAGAAACAGUAACAGAGGUGGAGGUAAGUGAGAAGACCCUAAAGUUCAAGAUUGCAACAGAAGGCAGCAUCACAGCCCCUGGUGGCAGAAGGAGCUACCCCGGUAGCCGGAAGGGAAGUCGUGAGAAGGCACAACUCCAAGAUUACCAUCAUAAUGUUCAUGACCUGGUCAGGGCAAUACAUGACCAGGAGGAGGGUGGGGCUUUCAGGGACUUAUGUCAAACAUCCACCUUCACCCCCACAUCCCCAUCACCACACUCCAAAGAUUUUCCAUUCAUAUCUCCAUCCCCCGAUAAGGAUCAGAGGCAUGGUAGCUCGGAGGAUUCGGAGCUACAGAGUGUAGUGAUGUUGAGUAGUUUGGGGCAGGCAAGCGGUAGAAAGGUAGGAGAGCUAUGUAAUGGCGAAACAAAGUGCUUUGAGGGUGUGAAGAGACAAACAAGUGAAGACCAGCAAGUGCAGGUUGAUGACAAUAAUCUGGAAGCAGACUGUGGUGUGAUAGGGAGUGACGAUCAUGACGCCCCUCAUGACGACAAGGAGGCUAGAGCAAUCAGUGCCAAGAAGACAACACUACUAAUGAGAAUUCGUAACCUGACAGACAGGCUGUCCUUCAGCAAUGAGAAGCACAGUGCUGAACCAACACAUGGUUACUGCAACAAGUCAUCACCAGUAAACAAACUAGAUGAUUCAUCAUCUACAUCAGUUAACUCUGCAGAUACGAGAUCAGUGGAGGAGGCUGCAAACAAAGCCAUGACAUUACCAAAGACAAGGAAACCUCAACGAACAGACAGUGGUAGUACUGGGAAAAGAGGAUGGAAAGUUCUUGUUGGUGGAGGAGGGAAAGAUCGCCUACCAUCGUCGUCUUUAGAGCUUCUGUCUCCCGCAGAGAGCUCCUCACCAGAUGUGCGGCAGCAACGCGACAAAAAGAAUGCAUUGCGCCCAAAAACUGAGGAGUUACAAGGUCAAGAAACUCAAAAUAGCAAUGGGCUAGAAGCCAGCUGCAAUGUCUCGGUGGAUCAGGAUGACUCCUGGCAUAUGGCAGACUCAUCGCCAGCUAGCGCAAAAAGUGAUUCGGCAGUUCUGUCUGGGAGCCUGGACAGCAUCCUGAAGGAGAAGGACAGAUCCUCUGGCAACAACAACAUUCGCAAGAAGAUCAACAUAUGGAGUAGUCCAGGCUCGAAACACGGUUUCUUCACGCGUCUGGGGCGGAGCAACACUCACACGGAAGGAACCAGGCGCCAUGGCAGUGAAGACAACUGCAGUAAAGUUCAACAGCAUAACUGGAUGUCUUCUCUGGCAGCAGGGUUCCGUCCUAAGAAAAACCACCACCAUCGUCAUCAUCACCAUAGUCUUCACAAACCACAGGGGCAGGAGUGACCGCCCCUUUUCCUGACCAUGACAUUCGUCCGCACUUGUUGUCUAUCUGUAGCUGCCUCACCCGACUACAUCAGACAGACCAAGUAAUGAAUUAACAUUCCCCUCUGUAUUAGAUGUGUUACUUCAUUCACCUGAAACUUGAUUUCAUGUCUGAUGUAUGAAUUCUCAACAUAGAAAUGCGGCAGGCUUCAUCGACUUCUUAGUUUUAACGUACUGACAUUUGUGGCUGGCCACAGGAACUCGGAAGCCCGCGAGAAAGUUUUCGUCAUGCGCGUUGAAUCAGUAUUGGGUGGCAUGUUUGUGUUCCCUAGUCAGAAACAAUAGUUACAGAUCAUUCAUAACUCAGUCAAUGAGAUCAUUCCAAGGUAAAGAAUCUUUAAAGUGCUUCCAGAGCGAUCGAAGGAACAGCUCUGAUCAUGUACUGUAGUAUUUGUUUCAUUAUUUUGAGUCUGGUAUUAAUCAUUAAGUAUUUAAAUUUGUAUAUUAUGUAUCAUUAAGAUUGAUAACUCAA